GUCUAUGAUUCAUGAAUGAAGCUCGUAGUUUAUCGAAUGUGGAAAUGUUGUUAUUAUUUCAAAUGUUGGGAAACGUGCCCAGUUUUGUUAUAUGAGAGAUUUACUGUGUUUAGUAUAUUAUUUUUUACAUUCCUAGAAAGAUGGAAGGUGGUAAUAACUGUCCAGUAUUAGUGUCCUGUAAGAAACUGAAAACUGAAUUUGCUGAAUUUUAUAAAAUACCUCUAACCUCAGACAACUUUUCACUAGGGCGAGGAUUGAAGAAUUCUGUUGUUGUACCAUUUAUUUCAAUAUCGAGGAAUCAUUGUCUCUUCAAAAAAGUUGAAAACAAGUGGACUAUUGAAGAUAACAGCUCGUUUGGUAUUAAAGUGAACGGGGAGACAUUAGGCAAAGGGUUUUCCAAAACAUUGUGUGAUGGAGAUGUCAUAUUGCUAGAAGGAUCAGAAGAAUUUGUAUACAAGUUCACAUAUCCAUCAGGAGACGAAUUUGAAGUACCAAGAAAGCGUAUGAAAAUGGACGAUACCAGUCCAAAUAACAAAAUAAUUAAUGAUGUCAAGAUGAAAUUUGAAGAGUCACAAACUUGUGAAAUAAAGCACAUUGAAGAAAAAAUACAAAAUGCUAAACAAAUGCAGAACACAUCUAAGAUAUUAAAGCAACAGUUACAAACAGAAAUGAAUAGGAAAAUACUUCACCUAGAGAGUGAGUUUGCCUUACAAAUAGAAAAUUUAAAAGGAGAGAAAAAUGAAGUAGAGCGACAAAAAACAAUACUUGAAGAAGAGAGAGAUGCACAGCUUGCUACCAUCAAGCAUGAAAUGGAAAACAAAAUAAGUGAACUCAUGGAACAAAUUCAGAAGCACAAUGAAUCUGAAUCAGAAUUAAUAAAGGAAAAUAACUUACUCAAAGAGAAACUAAUGAAGGAGAGGGAAGAGUUUCUACUAGAACUUAGUAGAGAAAACACAUCAAAACAAGAAAUUCUGGAGAAUCUAGAGGCCAAAAUAAGAGAACAAGAAGAUGUUAGAUUGAAGGAACGGCAAGAGUUCUUAGAAAUGCUACAAAGGGAAACUGAACAACUUCGAUUGGCUAAGGAAAAGGAAUUGAAGGAAAUAGAAGAACAAAGAAUACAGAGGGAGCAAGCCUUAAAGCUGGAAUUAAAUACUAUUAAAAAGAAUCUCGAGGAUAAAGUGCAACAAACAGAGCAAGAGAAACUAAAGGCUGAGAAAAUGCUCAAUGAACAGAUGGAACAUAUGAAGAAAGUUAGCAAUGAGGACAAAAUUGCUAUGCAGAAAUUGAUGAAAGAAAGAGAAGAUAUAGAGAACAAGUUAAAUGAAGCACAAACCAAUGCUGCAAAAUCACUCGAAGAGCUUCGGACGCGAGUGAUAGACAGAGAGACUGAGCUGGCUGCGUUGGCUGCCGAGAGGAUACAGAAGCAAGCGGAACAGUCUAGUGUAGUUAUUCACACUUUACAAGCACAACUCGAACAGGUAAAAAGUCAACUACACACUGUUGAAACAGAGAGAAACACGAUAUUAGAAAAUAUCUGUGCUCCUGAUAACGCCGGUGAAGGUUCCUCGAAGCAGACGGUCCUGACUGAAAUGGGAGAGCUCAUGGAGAGCGAACUGCAGUGUAGUGUUUGCAAUGAACUAUUCGUGGAAGCCACUACACUCAACUGCUCCCAUACCUUCUGCAAAUAUUGUAUCUCUGUUUGGAAGAAGAAGAAAAAAGACUGUCCUAUUUGCAGAGCGCCAAUCACAUCAGAAUGCAAGAGCUUAGUUUUAGACUCAUUCAUAGAGAAGAUGGUGCAAAGUCUCAGCGAGGACAUGAAACGAAAACGAAAAGACAUUUUAGAUAAUAGAAAAGAACUCGAGUCUGAACUGGCCCGGCAGUCCGUCGCGAACUCCAACCGCCGAAGAAACAGCGCUGACGAGAGCUCCGAGUUUUCCGACUUCAACGACAGCGAAUACUACGAGGAACAGGAGGAGGAACAGGAGGAGGACGACUACUACGGAUUCCACGACGGCUUCUAUGACUCCGAUGGUAGUGGAUUUGACAGUGACGCCGACGAGGAAUCGGCAGCCGGAGGUAGUAGUGGUGGUGGCGCGGCGCUAGUGGCGGGGCUGCCGGACGCGUACUACGGCGGCUACGGGCGCUGCUACCGCUGCGGCGCGCGCGGCCACUGGGCGCCCGGCUGCCCGCGCCGCUAGUCGCAACAGCACCGCAACAUACCAAACAUCUCUGAACUCACUUUUGCUACCCUGCGCAGCCGUCGUCUCUCCACAUACAUCUGUCAAAUUUAUUCAAUUGAUUUUCAACCUUAUUACAAUAGUCGGAGAUUAGUGUUCGGUUGAUAAAAUUUGACAGAUCCGUUUAGGUUGACCUGCUGACGUCUGUACACAAAUAUAGAUCUAACUUUUAAAAAUAAAAUUUAGCAAACAGCUGCAUCUUUAGCUAAAAAAAUAUUUGAUACCUUUUUCACUGUUGCGCAGUCUGGUAGCCAAUUUCAGAGAAGCAAAAUUGUUUUGAUGUGAACUGUACAUGCCGUACUCAUGUCGUGUCGCUAUCGAACUUCAAACUACUUAGUAUAACAGUCGCAAUAUGGCCUUAAAAAUUAUCACACUUGAAAGAAUAUUCCUCUUAUCAUGUUUGCCUAAAUGUGUAGCACUAACGAUUUUUUUUAUUAUCUAAAGUUUCAUCUAAUUUUUUAUAAGCUGGUCUUAAUUAAAGCAUUAUUUUGGUGUUCUUAUACCACAUAUGCUUGCGUUCGUGCUACUCAUUUAUGCGAUAGCACCACUUAAAAAACUAGAAUCUCUGAGCUGUACCUAAAUUCUACGGUAAGCUUUUUCAUACAUUUAUAUCAAUUGAUUAAUUUCUCCAUCUAUGUAUCUAGGUACUUAUUAAAAGUAAAAUAAUUUAGUUUGGUACGUACAUCACAAAAGCAUCUGGAUACAAAGCGUAUCUGAGAUUAAUCUGUGAUAACAUAAGGAAUGUUCAUUUUUCUCAAAAUUACCAAGUAUAUAUGUCGAAAUAAAAAUAUUAUGAGCAAGCAAGAUACCUUAUAAAAUGCUUGUUUACUUAUAAUUGUACAAGUGAUGAUUGUCAUUAUUUUUCAAACAUUUUUAUUAUUUGUAUGAUUGACUCAAUUUGUAUGAUUUAUUCAGAGGAAACGUAAACCAGCACUUUUUCGUCUAUCAAUAAAACAGUUAUUUUUUUGCAUUUUUAAUUCUUUAAUUAAAAAAACAACCAAGGCAAAAAUUCAAAAAUAUGUGUAAGUGUCUGGUAUAAGCAAAGAAGAUCUCAUGGAUAGAGAAGCUUCAAAUGGAGUUUUUCCAUAAUAAUAAAUUAAUUUGUCACCCCGAGUCAGGUGCUUUCCACUGAAAAAGACGUUCACGUCAUGUGUAAAUUAAUUUAGGGACGGUUUAUCAGCAACUUUAUCGGUGAAUAAAUUUUUGAGGGAAAACUGAUAGGGUUGCUCAGAAACCGGCCAGAAGAGGUAUCAUUUCUAGAAUGAGUGCAUACGUCACAUGUGCAUACGAAGAAGUAAAUCAAAAGUGUCAUUAAAAUAGCAGAAUAUUUUGUUAUUUACAUGUUUGACAAAAUAUUAUGUUUCAAUGUUACAAUUAAGCUAAUUGAAAGGCAUUUAGACAUGCCUCUGUUACAAUAUUGUUAAAAUUUAUUGUGUGAAUUAUAUGCGGUAAUUAUUUUAAAGGAGAAUGGGCAUUCCUGGACUAUCAGCGACCAGUCAGUAUCAAAUAGCUCUUGUAAUCAGUAAUCAGAAACAAAUAUGCAUUUCUUUCGGUUUUAAAGUAUACCACGAGAAUAGAACUUCAAUGCCGAAAGUCCGCAAGUAUAGAACCCUACUUAAUCAGUUAGAUGUCAGUACUAAAAUGACUGAUAGCCCAGGGUCCAUGCCCAUUGUCCUUUCUAUUGAUCCGAAACUGGACAUAUUGAGGCAAUAUGUCCAGUGUAAGAAUUGUACAUAAAUGUAGAAAUAACUCUAUUCUUAAAAAGUUAUGUAAAAUUGUUAUUAUAGUUAUGAAAAACAAUGAUUGGUAUAUUUUAAUUAAAUCAAUCUUUUGUAAAAAAAAA
Molecule: messenger RNA, 4080 nt
Organism: Helicoverpa zea (corn earworm)
Lineage: Eukaryota; Metazoa; Arthropoda; Insecta; Lepidoptera; Noctuidae
Product: E3 ubiquitin-protein ligase RNF8-like
Exons: 12
Coding region: 141-2198 (685 amino acids)
Biological process (GO): protein monoubiquitination; DNA damage tolerance
Molecular function (GO): zinc ion binding; protein binding; single-stranded DNA binding
Source: RefSeq, a predicted model, not a curated record